This is a messenger RNA of Oncorhynchus kisutch (coho salmon), 3920 nucleotides long. Its product is annotated as activin receptor type-1C. The record is from RefSeq and is a predicted model, not a curated record. The transcript is spliced from 9 exons. Lineage: Eukaryota; Metazoa; Chordata; Actinopteri; Salmoniformes; Salmonidae. Bases 198 to 1688 code for a protein of 496 amino acids. Gene Ontology annotation, cellular component: plasma membrane; signaling receptor complex. Gene Ontology annotation, molecular function: transmembrane receptor protein serine/threonine kinase activity; ATP binding. Gene Ontology annotation, biological process: cellular response to growth factor stimulus; protein phosphorylation; cell surface receptor protein serine/threonine kinase signaling pathway.
GCGUUAAAUCCCUUUAAAUUCCAGUUGACAGAGGCGGAGCAAAUCACCCUGCUGCGUAUUCAGUUCUCUCACUUGUUAUUUAGAGUGGAGCAAUGCGAAGUGUGCACAUGACGGAUUUACCACGAAAGUAAUGAUUUACUCUAGGAAAACGGUUUAGACAGGCGUCCGCGAACCAAGCAGAUGGUGCUCCUCCGGCCAUGACUCGUACCAGGCUCCCCACGGUUGAAGCGGCGUUGAUAUUUCUAUCUGUCGCACAGCUGAGCACAGCUCUGAAGUGUGUGUGCCAGCUAUGUAACAACAACACCUGUGAGACGGGCGCGGACGGGGCCUGCUGGAACUCUGUGAUGCUGAUCAACGGGAAGGAGGAGGCCGUCAAGUCCUGUCUGUCCCCGGCUGAGAUGAGGGGACAGGUCUUCUGCUACAGCUCCCGGAACGUCUCCAAGAGGAACUGCUGCUUCACAGACUUCUGCAACAACGAGACCCUGCAUCUGCAUCCAGGCUAUGUAGAGAGGCCUUCGGAGGAGCCCGGCUGGGGCAGACUGGAGCUGGCAGCAGUCAUCCUGGUGCCCUCUACCCUGCUCUGUGUGAGCAUCCUGCUGGGUGUGUGUGUGGUGCAGAGCCAGCCCUGUGCCUACAACCGGGCCCACAAGAAUGACGCGGAGGAGCCCCUGGAUGACCAAAGUCUUAUGUCCCCCGAUAAGUGUCUUAAAGACCUCAUCUACGAUAUGAGCACCUCCGGCUCAGGCUCCGGGCUACCACUGCUGGUACAAAGGACAAUAGCUCGGACCAUCGUGCUGCAGGAGACCAUUGGGAAGGGCCGCUUCGGGGAGGUGUGGCGAGGGAAGUGGCGAGGGGAGGACGUUGCGGUGAAGAUCUUUUCAUCCCGUGACGAGAGGUCCUGGUUCAGAGAAGCAGAGAUCUAUCAGACCAUCAUGCUCCGACACGAGAAUAUCCUGGGAUUCAUUGCAGCUGAUAACAAAGAUAACGGCUCUUGGACCCAGCUGUGGCUGGUGACCGAGUACCACGAGCACGGCUCCCUGUUCGACUACCUGAACAGGUACACAGUGUCUGUGGAUGGCAUGAUCGUUCUGGCCUUGUCCAUCGCCAGCGGCCUGGCACACCUCCACAUGGAGAUCAUUGGCACUCAGGGGAAACCUGCCAUUGCCCACAGAGACAUCAAGUCUAAAAACAUUCUGGUGAAGAAGAAUGGGACGGCUGUCAUAGCAGACCUCGGAUUGGCUGUGAAACACGACUCCAGUACCAACAUCAUUGAUAUACCGUCCAAUCACAGAGUAGGAACAAAGAGGUACAUGGCCCCAGAACUGCUGGAUGACACGAUCAAUAUUGGCAGCUUUGAGUCAUUCAAGCGGGCAGACAUCUACUCCCUGGGCCUUGUAUUCUGGGAACUGGCAAGGCGGUGUUCCAUCAGGGGACUUCAAGAAGAUUUUCAGGUGCCUUACUAUGAUAUGGUGCCUUCAGAUCCUUCUGUGGAGGACAUGAGAAAGAUGGUCUGUGACCAGAAACUGAGACCCAACAUUCCCAACCAGUGGCAGAGCUGUGAGGCACUGCGGGUGAUAGGCAAGCUGAUGCGCGAGUGCUGGUAUGCCAACGCUGCAGCUCGCCUCACCGCGCUGAGGGUCAAGAAAACCGUCUCUCAGGUGACUGUACUCAAGGACAUCAAAGAUUAGCUAGCCCACUGGCUGGCGCACCAGAAUGUACUGUUAUUGGUCUGGAGCAAAGCAUCCUCAAGACCACGCUGAAACAAGAAACACUCAGCUGGGUCGUAUUAAUUAGAAACCAAACAAAAGAAAAUGGGGAGGGACUACCUAAACCUAUCCAAUAAGACAUUCUCAUUACAAAAGGUUUUGUUGUGGUUAGUAAAUGUAGGUUUUAGCACGGUGUUACAAAUGCCUGUAUCGCAAGAAUCAAGAUUUGUUUUGUUUUAUGAGCGUUCAUGUCCGCCUGUUCUCGUGAAGUCUUUUUGGUCUCAUCUCCUUCGCUCCUUCUGUGCUGUUUGCACCUUCCCACUUGCACACACACACACACACACACACACACACACACACACACACACACACACACACCAAGCCUUUCCCCAUGCCACUCACGUCGAACAUUAAAGAUGUUCUAUUUGCAUUUGAGGGUUGGUCCAACAGAAUUGGUCACAUGGACACCCAAACACAAUGAGACAUUAUUUUACUGUAACAGAGGAGAAGUUACCUUUUCUAACGACACCUUUUUUAUGUCUCGACUCCCAGACCCUCCUAGAACUGGAGGAUCAGUGAACAUGAUUGUGGAACAUUUAAUGCACAGUUUCUGUCACACUGUGACAGAAAUGCAGUACUUGGUACCAAGUUCCGCUAUGAGUAUUUUAGCCACAUAGUGUUAAUGUGCUAGCUGUCUAGUCUGUUUUUAUAAAUGUGCAAUGAGCAUAAGAAGCAGCAUUUUAUAUAAGGUAGGCCACUUGAUUCCAACAUCUGAACAAAGUGGACAGGCUAGUAUGCUGUUCAAACAGUUGGAGACGGACAGGAGGUUGUGUUCAGAACAGUUCAACUGUUCUAGCUACCUUGCUAGCAAGUAAAUAGAUCCACAUUGGCUAGACUUUAAAUGUAGAGAUUAGCUGGCUACUCACUAGCACGUGGGCUUGUGCUUGAGAGAUUGUUUAUGAGACCUGUUUUAAUUUUCUAUAAUGCCUGUUAAGAGAAGUUGGUCAUUUUUAGUGCAUGGUUCAGGUAAAGAAAAUAAAAAAAGGGCAUUUUCAUAGACUUGAAAGCCAGAUCAGUGAUUAUUGCAAACAAACAGGUUAAAUACUAUUUGAUAAAACAAUGUAAUUAUUAAUGGGUCUUAUGGUUGUGGAAGGCUUAUAUUUAGCCUAGGUAUAACUUCAAAAGUCUUGAAUUCAUUCGAUUAUUCCUGACCGUUUGAAAUGCGGUGUCUUGACCUUUUAAUUGUGCAACAAAGCUUAUUUAAAGAAAACAUUUUUUUAAAUCAAGAUGUAUAUCGUGAAUCUGCCAUAUUUAGAUAAGCGUUUUAGGCCAUAUCGCCCAGUCCUAUAUGGUGUGCACUAAUGAAUACGACCCAGCAGUGAGCAUGCUCAGCUUGUGAUGCCAAUAGAGCCUGCUGUGGUUCAGCAGGGAACACUCCUGUCCAGCCCUGUAGUGUGUGACUGCCUGGAACUGGAUCAACCAAUCCAGAGGAACAGGAAAUUAAACUGUGACCUAUCAGAAGAAGAUGGAUGAUUUACAAUGUACCGAUUUCCUCUGCUACCUCAGAUGUUUUUAAGUGCCCAAUGCUUGAAGUUGCACAUUGAACGCUUUGUGCCAUAUUUAUACUGUAUGUAGUGCUAGGCAACAUGCAAAAUGACUGUAAAUGCUAAAUGUUACUGAGUAACACACUCACUGCUAUGCCUGAUUUGUACAGGACACACAAGGUCUAUACCCAUAAAGAUAAUUGUUACUUGGGAGCUGCCCCUCCCUCCCCCAACCUAUUAUAUUUGUCAUCUAUAUAUAUAUUUUUUUAUAUAAGACUUGAAAAUAAUGCCUAUUUCAACUAUACUAUGUAUUUAAGUCAAACAUAGUCCAAUAUGUUGUAUAAUAAAAUAGAUGAUUUUUAAAGGUGCAAUCUGCAGGUGUAACAAUGACAAAGCCGGCAACCCACCCCUGUUUUUGUCAACAGCUGAGGGAUGGAGAUGGAGAAAUGUAACUACUCUCCAAUUCAUAGACGGGUGUGGAUGCAGCGACUGAUCAUCCAUGAUAUCAAAAUGAUAGUUUUCACCAUGUUUUGAGGCUAUACAAUGCAAACAAUUGCAUUGUUUACAAACCAUGGAGUAAAACAAGCUUGCAUUUUCGGUUCUGAUGUGGUACGACAGUCUUACUAAGCUCAUGACAAAAUGUAUAAAUUAUAUUCUUCAAGAGUCAAUA